This is a messenger RNA of Neohortaea acidophila, 276 nucleotides long. RefSeq lists its product as uncharacterized. The transcript has 2 exons. NCBI's taxonomy places the organism in Eukaryota, Fungi, Ascomycota, Dothideomycetes, Mycosphaerellales, Teratosphaeriaceae. The coding region runs from base 1 to 276 and encodes 91 amino acids. The record is from RefSeq and is a predicted model, not a curated record.
AUGGCUUCAGCUUCUCCAGACGACGACCUCCUCUCAAUACUUCUCGUCAAUCUUCGCAACGCAGCAGCCACUUUCGGAGAAGGGUCGCCGCCUUACGAAGCCAUUCGCACCGUUGUCGAGGAGCACCUCCAGUCCAUGAAGGCUGCGGGUGCAAAGACCAACCUCACUACUAUUCGGAAGUCAGAACGUCCUGAUGCACCCUCUCCUGAGAAGCAAAGUGGCAACGUGAAUACGCUGUCGUUCGCCAAUUUGGCGUUUAGACCAAAGCCGAUUUGA